AUGCACUUCAUAACCACCAUCAUCUCCAUCUUCUUGGCGUUAAACACGGCGUUGGGCUCACCGGGCGAUGAUCUAUACGCUUUCAUGGACUGCGUUUACCAAUGCGAACAGAUAACGUGCUACGACAAUCAAUACCACAUAUUCCAGCAGCAACACGCGGAGGAGCUUCUAGCGCAGGGCCAGUAUCUCGACUACUACAAUCCCACGUGGCAGUUUACACCGAUGCCCUUGCCCUGGCAUCUCAGACUACUCGGAUGGACGUGUGAGCUGAACUGCGACUACCAAUGCCAACGAGUCAUUACUGCCGAGCGAAGAAAGAACAACGAGGAAAUCUACCAGUUUCACGGGAAAUGGCCAUUUUGGAGAAUCGGCGGGGUCCAAGAGUUGACCAGUGUGCUCAUGUCGUUGGGCAACUUCUACGUCAAUUACAGGUAUGGCUUUGUCAAGAUCAGCAAGGUGUUGCGUGACAAGUCUGUUCCCCCUAGAUUGAAGCAGCAGUACCUCAAUGCGUUUUUGAGCUGCAUUGUCACCAUGGCAGCGUGGAUUGCGAGCACCGUGUUCCACACGAGAGACUACCGCAUGACUGAACAUUUGGACUAUUAUCUCGCGGGAGCCACCGUGAUGUCGGGGUUCCACGUGCUUGGCUCGCGGUUGUUUGAGCUUUACAGAAGUGAUCGAAAAGUAUACCGAUGGGCUUUUUCUUCCUUGUGUUUGCUAGCGUACGCUUACCAUUUGCAAAAGCUAAUACGCGAUUGGUCGUACACUUACAACAUGAGAGCCAACAUCUGCAUCGGCAUGUGCCAAAACUUGUUCUACUGCUUAGUCGUGUACAACUUGUACAGCAAAUACUACUGGGUGGAACAGCAAGAAAAGGGCAAGGUCAACACCAACCACUUGCAAUACAUUGAUUUCAAACGCAUCAUUUUGCCCAGUUUCUUUUCGCGGAGUGCUAAAUUGUACACGUUGUACCCUUUGCUACUAUGCACCAUUGUCCUUUGUGGAAUGUCAUUGGAAAUCAUUGAUUUCCCUCCGAUCUUGUGGGAUUUGGUCGACGCCCACAGCUUGUGGCAUUUGGUGACGAUCAUUCCCGCGUACAUGGGAUGGUAUGACUGGCUAUUGUGGGAUGUCAAUGAAAAUAUCUGGCCAGAUAUCCAGCAGGAGGAUGAAAAGGAGAAGAAGAACAAGACCAAGAAGGAGGAUUAA
Molecule: messenger RNA, 1203 nt
Organism: Lodderomyces beijingensis
Lineage: Eukaryota; Fungi; Ascomycota; Pichiomycetes; Serinales; Debaryomycetaceae
Source: the annotation of a GenBank genome assembly